UUUCCUUGUUCUCUCUGUCAAAGAUCUUUUGCUAGAAACCAUGACUUGCAUCGUCACAUGCGGGUUCAUACUGGUGAUAAACCAUAUGUGUGUCCUUGCUGCAGCAAAGGCUUUGCGCGCACGGAUGCUUUGAAAAGACACUUCAAGGUC
This is a messenger RNA of Umbelopsis ramanniana AG, 150 nucleotides long. RefSeq lists its product as uncharacterized. Gene Ontology annotation, molecular function: RNA polymerase II cis-regulatory region sequence-specific DNA binding; DNA-binding transcription factor activity, RNA polymerase II-specific. The transcript has a single exon. Gene Ontology annotation, cellular component: nucleus. Lineage: Eukaryota; Fungi; Mucoromycota; Umbelopsidomycetes; Umbelopsidales; Umbelopsidaceae. The annotation marks the transcript as partial. The record is from RefSeq and is a predicted model, not a curated record. Gene Ontology annotation, biological process: regulation of transcription by RNA polymerase II.